AUGUCAGGCAAUAAUGUUCAAGAGGAAGAUAGCAUAUUUCAUGUGAGCAACUUAUACAGCGAAACGGAAAUAAAGAAAAUUACCCAAGACUUUAUAAGUGAAAAAAUACGAGAACAAAAUUUUGAGGAGAUUGUAAAAUUUUCAAAUAUACGAAUUUUUUUGAGCAUAAUUUUGAUAAUUAUAGGAACGUAUUGCUCAAUAUUUGUUCAGUAUAAAAAAAACCCAAUGCUUAUGAUGCAACUAUUGGUGGCUUUUUUUGUAGUAUCAACAACUUUGAUUAUCUUUGAAUAUUUUUUUUUUGAUGAUGUUUUUAUGAUAUUAAGAGCUAACAACGGUUCCUUGGUAAAAUUAUAUUGUCGUUUGGAUGUGAAAAAAAGUACCCUAGUUUUGGCCUAUAAAUUAAAUAAAAACGUUUUUGAAACCCCAUUUGAAUUAAAAAGACUUUAUAAUGAGAACGGCUAUUUAAUGAAGCCUUAUGCGAAAAAUGUUAUUAUGAAUUUUCUUUCUGCUCAUGGACGAACAUUGAAAUUAAAAAACUAA
Molecule: messenger RNA, 540 nt
Organism: Plasmodium adleri (nom. inval.)
Lineage: Eukaryota; Apicomplexa; Aconoidasida; Haemosporida; Plasmodiidae
Product: signal peptidase complex subunit 2, putative
Exons: 8
Coding region: 1-540 (179 amino acids)
Cellular component (GO): signal peptidase complex; membrane
Source: RefSeq, a predicted model, not a curated record